Molecule: messenger RNA, 3824 nt
Organism: Myotis lucifugus (little brown bat)
Lineage: Eukaryota; Metazoa; Chordata; Mammalia; Chiroptera; Vespertilionidae
Gene: TWSG1
Product: twisted gastrulation BMP signaling modulator 1
Biological process (GO): regulation of BMP signaling pathway
Source: RefSeq, a predicted model, not a curated record
CGGGGCCCGGGAGGGCCUGUGCCUUUGAGGUGUUGGAAGCUCGCGGCGUCGCGCGGAGGGACUGCGCGGAGGCGCGGCCUGCCUCCUUCGCACAGCCCCGCAGCGCGUCCGAGCUGGGCCGAGCCGCCGGGGAGCCGGGCCAGGCCGCCCAGCGGUGCCGCGGCGCACGCUGUAGGAUGAAAACUAGUUCUGGAUAAAAUCAGUUUUCAAAUACCUUUCUCGGCCUCCACUGGUGGCUCCAAAAGUCAUUCCACUUGCUUCCUGGGAAUUUACUGAUUGUCUUUGAAGAAACAUGAAGUCACAUUCUGUUGUUAUGCUUACUCUAGCCAUCUUGGUGUUCCCUGACAUGUCCCCUGUGUCCCUGAGUUGUAACAAAGCACUCUGUGCUAGUGAUGUGAGCAAAUGCCUCAUUCAGGAACUCUGCCAGUGCCGACCUGGGGAAGGAAAUUGUUCCUGCUGCAAGGAAUGUAUGCUGUGUCUUGGGACCCUCUGGGAUGAGUGCUGUGAUUGUGUUGGUAUGUGUAAUCCUCGAAAUUAUAGCGACACGCCUCCCACUUCAAAGAGCACAGUGGAGGAGCUUCAUGAGCCAAUCCCUUCUCUCUUCCGGGCACUCACCGAAGGAGACACUCAGCUGAACUGGAACAUCGUUUCCUUCCCUGUUGCUGAAGAACUUUCACAUCAUGAGAAUCUGGUUUCAUUUUUAGAGACUGUAAACCAGCCACACCACCAAAAUGUGUCUGUUCCCAGCAAUAAUGUUCACGCACCUUAUUCCAGUGACAAAGAACACAUGUGUACAGUGGUUUAUUUUGAUGACUGCAUGUCCAUACAUCAAUGUAAAAUAUCCUGUGAGUCCAUGGGGGCAUCCAAAUAUCGCUGGUUCCAUAACGCCUGCUGCGAGUGUAUUGGUCCAGAAUGUAUUGACUAUGGUAGUAAAACUGUCAAAUGUAUGAACUGCAUGUUUUAAAGAAAACAAAGAAAUGGAAACCAAAGCAAUUGAAUCAAAAAGAAAGGUACGAAAAGCUAUUCACUGAUGUCUGCUGGUUGCAUCAGAAUGCCAGCAGAUUAAGAAGAUGUGAAGAAUUUGGACUGAGUUGCUUUUAAUGUAUGUCAAAUUCAGCAAUGUUUUAAAUUGUGAUAACUGCUCAUAUUGAUUUUACUGUCCACCAGCAAUAAGCCCUUUCUCUUGUUUGUUUCCCAUUAGAAUACUGGGGAUUCUAAUGGGAAACAAACGUAAAAAUACAUGUCAGCUUUGGUCACAUGAGAAGCAAUUGCACAGAGAAUACUUGAAAGAGCUGAGGUUUCUAACAGAAAGCCUGAUGUCAUUUUCUUCUAACAUGCCAAAAACCUUUUGUGUUGGAAGUGUUAGAGCAUGUUAGCAUAAGUUAUGAUUUCUUCAUGUACUGCUAGGACACUGAGUUUUUAUAGUUGUAUGCCAUUCUUUACUGUGCCUUGUUUAUCUGUUCUAUAAAUAGUGUAGAUACUCAAUGCAUUACCCUGAGAAUUCAUUAAAAUCGCCAUAAAAAGCUUAAUUUCAAACCUUUUUAUGUUGGUUUUAGAAAGUAAAUACUUCCUAUGUUUUACAAUUUAAAAUUCUUACAUAGUGGAAUCCAUUCUAUAAUACACAUACUUUAGGGAAGGUUUCUCCUUCUCUUCCAUCCCCCUGCCAAAGUGCUGAUGUAGGUAGUAAUGAAGAAUAUUUAUCAAGAAUUUCAGGGCACACCCAGGAAACCACAGUAAAUAUACUGCUAGAAUAAAUAGUUAGGAAGUUCAAGCAUCUCUCUCACUUAAGGUACCAGCUUGAAGAGCACUAGGAAUGGGAAAUGACUGCCAGGUCAGACUCCGAGAAGAGCAGCAAAGAAACAAUUUGUCCCUUAUACAGAAGGCAAAGAUGAAAGAUGAAGCUGUGCUCAGGCAAAGCCUGAGCCCACUCGGCCUCAGCACACACAGCCACGUUCUGCUAUGGAUGAGUGAUAGGAGGGGCUAGAGAAGAGAACUCACGGGUAUGAAUUGGGAAGGUCGAAAAUACUGGGGAUUCUAACAGGAAACAAACGUAAAACUAUUUACAUUAAUUAUUUUGUUACUUUGUAAUCUUUUUUUAGGUUUAUAUCUAGAUCAAAUGUUUUUAUUAAAUAUCAUACAGUAGGAGGUUAAGAUUUUGAAACAAAAAAAUCUUUGUUCAAGAUAAUAUUAACUUCAAAUACACUACAGAACAUUUGUCAGCUUUUUAUAUAAUGCUUCAAUAAAGAUAAGCUUAGCUGUGCCCUUGCAAUCUUCAAGCAUCUAGAACAUAUUUAUAUUACAGAGACUCUUAACUUUACAAAAUUAUUAAUUUCUCAAAUAGGACACAUUUGAAUUACACAUAAUUUUUUAGGAAUACCUUUGUAUGUCUAAAUAUUUUACUACAUAAAAAUAGAUGAUGCUGUUAGACACUUUGUAUUUGUAUUCAUUAUCUGAACAGUAGUUAGUUACAAGAUCAUAUGUAAUGCUAUGAACUAUCCUCAUAAAGUUGGAAGCCUUAAUACCUUUUCUGCUCUUUCAGAUAACUCUAAUGAAUACUCAAGGUACUUUAGCUUUUUUAUAAAGUUGAAAUUUAGAUAAUGAAUUUAAUAGGAAGACAUUGGGGAUAUCCUUUUCUUACUUGUACCUAGAAUGCCUCUGUUUAAAGUGCCUUGAAAACAUUUUAGCUCCCUUUCUUCAUUAAUACCAAAAAAGGUGAAGGUUUUCUUGGACUUAAGGAAAUUUUAAAGGAAUCUGUAGCCUGUUGAUUCAUUCAACUUUGCAGUUUUUCAAAGUAAUUUUAUAUUUAUCUGUGAAUAGAGGAAUACUUCUGAGUUUAUUAACAACAUGCUUAAAGUUUUCUUAAAUACAGUAACAAACUUUUUAAAACUGCAUUUAUCAUCUUUUUUAGGUCUUCAUCAUUAAAAUUUUAAAUGUACUUUACCUUUUUCCCCUUACAUUGGGAAGAUAAUUUCUUGACCCAUAUUAUGUUUUAACUGAUUUUUCAUAUUCUCUUUCUCCCAAUAGAAAUUAUCCCUAAAUGUAAUGCUUAAUUUUUCUGGAUUAUGAAGGUGUUGAAACACAGAGUUCACCUGAAACAUUCUAUUUCAGGUUUUGAAUAACAAUAUUUUUUUCAAAUUAAAAGUAUAACAUUUGGGAAGCAAGUAGCACCACUAAAAUGUAGACCUUCUAUUACCAUUCUAAGCACAAUUCACUACCAUACAGAAGCCCUGGUAAAAAAUAUUUUUCUUUUAAAUGAAAAAUUAGGUUCUUACCUUUUUUAUGACUAGAUUAAAAAACACUAAAUUUUAAAUCAGUAGGCAUUAUAAAAGCCAUAUAUAAAAGGUUCUUUCCUAUAGUAAAACAUGUCCUUGCUAGCAGGUUUUUCUGCCCCAUCUUCUAAUAACAUCUAAUUAUUACUGAAAUUAUAGUGGCACCAAAUCAAAUGGUAAUUCAAAUAAAGUAAGUCUUUGUUUACAUAGAAUGUUGUAAAGGAGAGGCCUUCAUUUAGAAUACGAUUUCCGAGGUUUCAGAAAACAAAAAUUUAUGAGAUGUUAGACUAUUUGAACAAUUAUUUAUAAAUCACAGUAGCAUUAAAAUGGAGAAUAGAAAUGAAACUUCUGAAAAAUGAGGUAAACAUAUAAAUAAGCCACAUAUUUAAAGUUUGUUUUUAUUAAAGCUUCUUUGAAUAUUUUUAAAUCUAUUCUGCAUUCCCAUGAGCCUCUGUUUGUUGUAUUUUACGUGAUCUACAACAUACAAAAUUACGUACUUUUUCCUUUGGUUGUCCCUAUGAACAAAAAAGUAUUUUAAUAAAAAAUUGAAAUGAG